AUGGAACAACAACAAUACAAUAGUGGUGGGGAAUCACUGAUCACUGAUCAGUCUUUACAGAGUGAUCAGGGUACAGUGGACCAGGGGCAAGUGUACUAUGGCCAACAGGAUGUGAAUGCUGGGUUCAUAUCUGGAGAACAGCAUUCCCAUGAGUCUGGGCAAUAUCAAGGCAACAGUGGGGGUCUACUAUAUUCCUCUGAGUCUGGGCAAUAUCAAGACAACAGUGGGGGUCUACCAUAUUCUUCUGGGUUUGGGCGAUAUCAAGACAACAGUGGGGGUCUACUAUAUUCCUCUGAAUCUGGGCAAAAUCAGGAAAACAGUGGGGGGUUACUAUAUUACUCUGAGUCUGUUUGGUUGAUUCUCCCCUACCAGGAUAAUAUCAGGACAAUGGGGGUCUACCAUAUUACUCUGAGUCUGGCCCAUACCAAACUCAACCCAGUUCUGGAGGAGGUAUCUAUCAUCAUGGUUCCCAAUUCCAAGGCCCUGGUGUCCCUAGUUCAGGGGUCUGGUCUUCAAAGGAUCAUGUCUAUGACUCUCCCCCCAACCCUUGAACAUGUCUCUCACUGGUUGCCAACUGAGGGCCAUGACAACCAGUACAUCAUGGAUGGUUGGUCCAACCAUCCAGAGAAUAUUUCAGGGGAGUAUCCACAGGGUUUUUACCCUCCAUUUCACAUGGUCCCUGGUGAUUCAGGCACUCAGCAUACUGGAGAGAGCACAGGGGAGACAGGAGGGUGGAAAAAGAAUGAGGGGGAAGCAGGGUGGACUUUUCACCCUCCUCCCCCAGGCUCAUAUGUGGAUCAUGCCACUUUGAAAAUCCCAUAUGAAGGUGAAUACAUACCCCCACAGAGUGUGAUAGAUGACCAGGCCUGGGCACAACUCACUGGGGCCCCACAUUGGGAAAUUCUCAUGGGAGAUAGACUGGUUGCUGGCACAACUCCCUUAAUUUCCUUUGCCUGGCCAGCUGAGGCAAGGGAUCACCCCCAUUCUAGGCAUAAUUUGAAUUGGCCAAAUUCAGAGAAGUUUGGAAGGAUUGACAUCCCAAAAGGUGAACAAACAGCCAUGGCCCAUGCUGUUUUAGAAGGACAGUCCAAAUUUACAAGCUUCCAAGAGGACUCACUUACUUUGGUAUCACAACCCAAUUACCUCCAAGAAAAGGGCAGGAUCCCAGGGUUCAAGUGGCACCAAAUUGUGAAGAGCAUAUUAGGAAUGUUGCUGCAGAGCCAUAUGCAUGGUGUCACAGAACUUUCAAUGGUCCUGCAGCUUAUCAGCCAUGUAGUCUAUUCUCUUCAAUGGGUCCUGGAAUUGGACAUGGAUAAGGGAAAUAAUUUGAAACAUUACAUGUCUAAGCAUGGGAAUAGUGCAGUUGACAGAGGCAACCCAGAUAGUGAAGCAGCUACUCUAGAAAGGUAUGCAGACCUGGAGCUGGGGAUUGGUGAUGCAUUCCUUGAUCAUCAAUGGGCAUUGAUGAACAAGACACAUUGGUAUCAAGUUAUGAAACAAAUUCAGAAUGCACUUUGUCCUGUCUGA
Messenger RNA from Pisolithus orientalis, 1527 nucleotides. RefSeq lists its product as uncharacterized. The coding region runs from base 1 to 1527 and encodes 508 amino acids. The record is from RefSeq and is a predicted model, not a curated record. The transcript has 19 exons. NCBI's taxonomy places the organism in Eukaryota, Fungi, Basidiomycota, Agaricomycetes, Boletales, Pisolithaceae.